Arvicanthis niloticus (Nile rat) is the source of this 861-nucleotide messenger RNA. Lineage: Eukaryota; Metazoa; Chordata; Mammalia; Rodentia; Muridae. The record is from RefSeq and is a predicted model, not a curated record.
AUGGAGACUCCGCCCCCAGAGGCCCCGCCCCCUCGAAGGCCUCGCCCCGUCCGUUGCGCGGCCGGCAGGAGGCGCCUCGAGCCGGGAGCCAGCUCGGCUAACGGCGGGCGUGGGAUCCGCGCGCGGGGGACGCAGCUGACGGGCUGCGCUGAGGUGAGUGCGGGGCGCGAGAAGGAAGGUCAGCAGAGGCCGAGGAUGGCCCAGGAGGUGCCGCUGAGCCACUGCGGGGACCCGCGGAGGGCGCAGAGACCGCGGGCUGAAACACGGGUGGCGGGGCACGCGCUGGGGCGGGGCCGCGCUGGUCACGGUCCCCGCGGCGAGUCCGGGCGCGAUAGAGGCAGGCUUGCUCGGUUGCCAUGGAAACCGGCGAGCGCACGGGGCCUGGAGCGGCCCGGGGGAGCUGCACCUGAAGGCCGGGUGGGCGCGGGUUGCGUGGCCCCGUGGAUUUCCAGGGGCGAUCCGGGUUCCGUCACUUGUGGCAGAGGGACCUUUCCAGGCCUCAGUUUACCUGGUAGUGCCUUGGAGGUGCAAUCUAACCUGGAACAUCUCGAAAGAGCUCAAGGCGGGAGUCCCGCACUCUCCCACCAGGAUGGUGGUGACACCCCCGCCUACACCCGUCCCGCAUCGUGUCUCCUCCCCACCCGUGUGCCCGCGAGAGGCAUUGUUUCUCUAGCUAUUUCUGUAUCAUUUCCAGCCAGUCCCCCGACAAGUGCCGCGCCUGAGACAGAUGCUGAGCUGGAGCUCCGAGGCACUCAAAGGGAUCUGGCUUCUGUCCCUGGGGAGCCCUGGGAUGGGGGCCUGACAGGCUGCAGACCUGCCCGGCCCAGCCUCUGUCGCCUGUCGAGUGUUUGGUUAAUCUGA